CCGGGCCGCGGACUGUGCAUGGAGACUCCCGCCCCCGUUGCUAUAGACCAUCAGUUUGUUUACUUCCGGUCACGGAUCCUAGGUACAGUACAGUCAGUGACGGCUCUGCGGGUGAUGUGUGUAAGAGCAUCGGGGUGACGGCCCCGUCCCUGUAUCCCAGGCAUGGCCGCCGAAGAGGAGGAGGAGAAGCCGGUACCGGAUUCUGGAGCAUUAUUCACAUUUGGAAAAAGUAAGUUUGCAGACAACUGUCCCAGCAAAUUUUGGUUAAAAAAUGACAAGCCUGCACAUAUAGCAUGCGGAGAUGAACACACAGCUUUGGUUACAGAAAAUGGCAAGCUCUAUGUAUUUGGCAGCAACGCUUGGGGACAGCUGGGUAUUGGAUCUGGCAAUGUCAUCAACAAACCAACAUGUGUCAAAGGAUUAAAAUCAGAAAAAGUAAAAUUUGCUGCUUGUGGAAGAAAUCACACUUUGGUUUCUACAGAACGAGGAAAGGUUUACUCCUCUGGAUGGAACAGUGAAGGACAGCUGGGGCUCGGUGACACUACAGAAAGGACAAGUUUUCAGGAAAUUACCCUCUUUAACGCUCAGGACAAAAUCAAACAGCUUUCGGCGGGAUCAAAUACAUCAGCAGCCCUUACUGUGGAUGGCAAGCUGUUCAUGUGGGGUGAAAAUGUGGAAGGUCAGCUUGGCCUUGCCAAUGAGAAAAAUAUUUGCACCCCUCGCCAAGUGGACAUUGGGAAGCCUAUUUCAUGGAUUUCCUGUGGCUAUUACCAUUCCGCAUUUGUAACACAAGAUGGUGAUGUUUACACCUUUGGUGAACCUGAAAAUGGGAAGCUUGGUCUGCCUACUGAGAAACUGGAGAAACACAAACAGCCUCAACGUGUGCCUGGGAUAUCCGGGAAGGUAAAGAUGGUCUCCUGUGGUGGAGGGCACACCAUUGCUGUGACAGACAAAGAAGUUUACACGUUCGGCCUCGGUCAGUUUGGACAGCUAGGACAUGGCACUUUUAUUUUUGAAACAACUACACCCAAAGUAGUAGAUGCUUUGAAGCCACAUAAAAUUCAGUAUGUAGCUUGUGGGGAAAACCACACUGCAGUAAUUACAGACAAAGGUCUUCUUUAUACUUUUGGGGAUGGACGAUAUGGAAAGCUUGGAUUAGGGGAUGAGAAUUUCACUAAUCAGUUUUCACCCACACUCUGUAUGAACUUUCUGAAGUUUAAUGUCCAGUCUGUGGCAAGUGGUGGCUGCCAUAUGAUUGUCUUUGCUACACCAAGGCCUAAAGCAUCAGAAUCGGGCAUGUUUAGAGAACUGAAAGAAAAUUAUUUAACAGUUAAUGGCAACGGGGACACAUCUGCAACAUUAGAGAGAUCUCUAUCUGCGCGCAUUAGGCGGAGGGAGAAGAAACAAACACCAGAUGAGAUACAUCACUUAACUCGUACGCUGCCACCAUUAAAUGGUCAUUUACUGGAAUCUUCAUUACCUGUUGCUAGCAAAACUGUUCAUUCAGGUCUUUUCAAAGUAAGGCAAGCCAGUUCUGAAUCAAGUGCUCCUGACUCAGCAGCAGUCUCUAAGUUAGAGGGAGAAAACCAGAAGGACAACCAAGUGAAAAGCUUUUCUGCCGAUGACUCAGACACUGUGAGCCAGCGAAGUUUUGGGGGCACAACGGAUACUCUGAAUAUGACUCACGCAGUCAGUUUGAACCGUGGCAGCAGUUCUUUCUCACCAGUUCACAAAAGAAAAACUAAUAAAGAUGAAGAAUCUGAGGAGGAGGACGGAGAUGAGGAGGAAGAUGGAGAAGAGGAUGAGGAAGAAGAUGAAGAUGAUGCAGAUAAUCCAACAGCAGAAAAGAAUGAGCUGAACACACAGGAAAGCAAACCUGAUACACCAGUGACACCACCAAUACAGGCCACAAAAAUGAACCAACAGCAGAAUAUUACAAACAGCCAAACGGAAAAUGAAGUCGAACAUCCCAAAAGUGUUAAUGGAGCCAAUUCUCCAGAAAAUCCAGGCAAAGCUACAUUCCUUGAGAAAACAAGAAGGAUCUCACUUUUUAAAAGACGAUCAACAACAAGUCAAAAGUCACUGCAAGGAAACGAAGAUGUAAAUGCUUCAAAAGAAAAUGAUAGAGAAAAAGCCAAAGAGAGCAAAGAUGAAAACCAGAAUAAGGGUUCAGAAAAGCCCAAUGCCACGGAGCAGUCUAAUCACAAGCUCACAGACACUGGACUGGAUGAACAAGACAAAAAGUCCAAGUCCACCACUUGUGUACUACUAUGAGAGCUACAGUAUUUAUCAGCUAAUAUAAAUAAAAGUGCAGGCAACCUGUAGUUCCAUUGA
Pseudophryne corroboree (corroboree frog) is the source of this 2334-nucleotide messenger RNA. RefSeq names its product retinitis pigmentosa GTPase regulator (gene RPGR). Gene Ontology annotation, cellular component: cytoplasm; Golgi apparatus; photoreceptor outer segment. Lineage: Eukaryota; Metazoa; Chordata; Amphibia; Anura; Myobatrachidae. The coding region runs from base 163 to 2274 and encodes 703 amino acids. The record is from RefSeq and is a predicted model, not a curated record. The transcript has 17 exons. Gene Ontology annotation, molecular function: ubiquitin protein ligase activity. Gene Ontology annotation, biological process: visual perception; intraciliary transport; protein ubiquitination.